Scutellospora calospora is the source of this 124-nucleotide messenger RNA. The record is from the annotation of a GenBank genome assembly. NCBI's taxonomy places the organism in Eukaryota, Fungi, Glomeromycota, Glomeromycetes, Diversisporales, Gigasporaceae.
AUGACCUCUGAAGUAGUUAAAGAAAAUUCAGCAAUUCUAUUAACUGUUAUCUUUGGAAAUGAAGGCGCUAACAACCUUAUCAAAGACUUUGAUCGCGGAUCCCAAAUUUCUAUGAUGCUAUCAU